This is a messenger RNA of Silurus meridionalis, 2563 nucleotides long. Its product is annotated as peptidase inhibitor 16-like. Gene Ontology annotation, cellular component: extracellular region. NCBI's taxonomy places the organism in Eukaryota, Metazoa, Chordata, Actinopteri, Siluriformes, Siluridae. The record is from RefSeq and is a predicted model, not a curated record. The coding region runs from base 380 to 1153 and encodes 257 amino acids. The transcript is spliced from 6 exons.
AGCAGCACUGAUGCUUCAAAUAUACGUUUUUGUAUGUUCUGAUAUUUCCGAUUCAGAAGAAGAUUUAUGGAGCAGAUGUCAGUGACCAAACAGGAGACAAGUGUUCAUGUGUGAGUGGUGAAGAAAAUAUGUAACUUGAUCUCGCAGGGAUUGGGCAAGAUUAACAUGGGUGGGAGUUCCAGACAAAGGCUUUGAGAACCUCCUCACUCUCUCUCUCUCUCUCUCUCUCUCUCUCUCUCUUUCUCUAUAUUUCUCUCUCUCUGUUACACACUCUUGUAGUACCAUAUACGCUCGCUCAACCGGGUUUUGAUGCUCACAUCUGGACUGAAGUUGGAGGACUCAAGAGCCACCCUCAGCAGGAUUACACUUGCUCGGUGAGAUGAUUUGGAAAACAGCUUUGCACUAUGCUCGGUUCUGGCUCUUCCUGGCUUUAGUGUCCAGCCAGCUCACUGAAGAACAGAAGGAGCAGAUCUUGGAUUUGCAUAACCAGUACCGCUCCAUGGUCAUUCCUGAAGCUGCUGAUAUGCAACACAUGACGUGGGAUGAUGCGCUCAGUUUGGUGGCUGAAGAUUACGCUGCUAAAUGCAUUUGGGAUCACAACCCAGAAGUAAUCGACGAUUAUGGAGAAAACCUGUUCCUCACCACUGGCAAGCUGAACGUCAGCAAAUCCAUUGCUAGCUGGUUUGAUGAACACAAUAAUUAUGACUAUGAUACCAACACAUGCAGGUCAGGUAUGUGUGGACAUUACACACAGUUGGUGUGGGCGGGCAGCAGAAUUGUCGGCUGUGCAUCACACUUCUGCCCUACGGUUCAGAAAAUAGCCUAUAGAAACGCAACAAUUCUGGUCUGCAACUAUGAUCCAGCAGGGAAUGUAAAGGAAGAAUUGCCGUAUGAAAAAGGACCUCCUUGCUCCAAAUGUCCAACAGGGAUGGACGAUUGUAUAAAAAAUGCCUGUGCUGAAAUAAAAAGUACAACGGAGGAACCCUUAACCGGAUGGACGACGGACACGUGGACAACAGACACCUGGACGACAGACACAUGGACGACAGACACAUUGACAUCGGAUGCAACGAUCGUGCUGUCAUCGGGAUAUAGCGAUCUCGCUGGGAGUUUACUGCUGCUCGCGGCUCUGAUUCUGUCGUUUCUAUUCUAAAUAUCCAUGAAUCUUGGAUGACUUUUCUCAGACAAGUUCCUCCUGCCUUCUUGAAUCAUGGGUACUAGACCUUCACAAACCAGAGCGCUCGUAUCUCAUAUUAGCGACUGUUUUUGACCCGCAAAAGAUCAUAUUUAGCGGGUUUGGAUGUAAACAGGUGUAAACGCUACAGCAUGUGUGAUUUCUUUUCUUUCUUUUUUUUUUUUUAUCAGAGAAGAAAAACUGUAUGAAGAGAAAAAAAUCUAGUGAGCUAACAGAGAACACAAAUGAAACAUAAAAACACAGAUUUUUACAAAUUUCUCCAUGAGAGUCCUCAACAAGAGUUCUCCACCGGAGUUCUCCACGUGAGUUUUCCACAAGAUUUCUCCACAAGAGUUCUCUACGAGAGUUCCCCACGAGAGUUCUCCAUGAGAAUCCUCAACGAGAGUUCCCCACUAAAGUUCUCCACAAGAGUUCUCCACGUGAGUUCCCCACGAGAGUUUUCCAUGAGAAUCCUCAACAAGAGUUCCCCAAGAGAGUUCCCCAAGAGAGUUCUCCACAAGAGUUCUCUAUGAGAGUUCUCCACGAGAGUUCUCCAUGAGAAUCCUCAACGAGAGUUCCCCACGAGAGUUCUCCACGAGAAUUCUCCAUGAGAAUCCUCAACGAGAGUUCCCCACGAGAGUUCCCCACAAGAGUUCUCCAUGAGAAUUUACAACGAGAAUUCUCCACAAGAUUUCUCCAUGAUUUUAUUUACUAAGAUAUACAUUUAGCUCGGUUCCUCAAAGCCACAUUAAAAAGUCACACUGAAAGCUCGCAAUAAUAUUUCCUCUACAAAAAAGUGUUUUUCAGACAUUUAUACGAUCGUUAUUUGCCAUCUGGCUGUGCCGUGUACUCUGUCUCGUCUUCUGAGGUGCACAUCAUCUUUCAGACUAGCAAUGCAUGCACACACCCUCGUAGCAACCUAGUCGGCUAAUGCCAGAUCACUUAAUCGAGGGUGGUCUUUACUAUUUAGACUUAUUACUAAUUAUACACUAAUUAUACAUAUGUCAUGUAUUGUCAUGUAUUGAUUGACGUUUUAACCACGUUACUAAAAGUCAGCUUGUAAUUCCGUCCCGUCAUUUUUCAGCUCCGGCCUCUGGUAAUGAUGUCAAACCUCGUACAUUUUAAAUAUUUCAUCCAUAUGAGUGUUACAUAUUUGUAAUGUCUUCGUGUCACUUGUAUUAAUCCAAAUGAUAAGAUUGUAUUUGAUAUACAGUUUUGCACCGUAGUGUUGUUUUACUGAAAUGCACUGAUUUGUGAUAAACCACACACAAGAAAUAAGGUCCUGCAUAUACUGAGAAAAGAAACCAAAACUGGAAGUGAGGGAAAUAACUGGAAGUGUGUUAUUAAGCAUCAGCACAUACUUUAUUAAAAAUUACUGUAGAUGUCUAA